Molecule: messenger RNA, 731 nt
Organism: Meira miltonrushii
Lineage: Eukaryota; Fungi; Basidiomycota; Exobasidiomycetes; Exobasidiales; Brachybasidiaceae
Exons: 1
Coding region: 17-454 (145 amino acids)
Source: RefSeq, a predicted model, not a curated record
GAAGGUUGAAGAGAUCAUGAUCCCAAAUGACAUUCAAGUUGAGCGACUUCAUCCGUUUCCAAGAAAGAAUACAUUUGAUAAUCAUCACUUUCAUACCAAGAUGAUCAGAACAUUCCCUUUGAUCGAACCAGAAGAUGAUAAAGUUUCACCGUUUUAUGAAGAGAUUCAAUUGUUCAAGCGUGGAAGAGGAGGAGGAAGAGCAAGAAGAAGAACUGAAGCCAAAGCUGCUCGAGCUGAAGCAAAAGCAAACGCACCUUCUCAAGGCAAGCAACAACAGAAACCCGCAGCAGCGCAACAACAACAUAACCCCGCACCCGGACCUGCGAAGAAGGGAGGUAUGAGCAAAGGAAAAGCUGCUUUGCUGGUUGCUGGUGGAGCGGCUGCAGGAGCUACAGCUGUUCACGCAAUGAGCGGUGGCGGCGGUGGUGGUGAUCCAAAUGCACCUCCAGCGUGAUUUGAGAUCCUUUGUUUUAUUGUAUUUGUUAUGUACACCAAUUUGUAUUCUCAUGUUUGAUUUCAAUUCUAUCUUUCUGACUUUUAAUAAUAGUGCGGAGCAUCUUGUAUCAAUCUUGUAUUUUAGUAGCAGGUCAGGAAUCGUAAGCAAACCUGCUUGCUGAGCAUAUGACUCAUUUGUUUGCCCUAUUCCAGCUUUUUGAUUUGCCACUGAUUAGAUUGUACUGGUCAGAUUGACAUGUUUGUCUUGCAUCGAUCAAAAGGGUGGCUGAAGAAAG